AAGAGUUGUUGUGUAUUGAACUGUACCAACAGUAAGUCGUAAAAACUUGAACUUCCCUUCUAUUUGAUACCCAAUCAGGCAACCAAAAAGGAAAGAAGCCAAGGCCAGCCAGGUGCACCAACAAGAAGAAAAAUCAUUGACAAAAUACCCUAACGAAUGGGCCUUAAGGCCUGGCACGGAUCUAUAAAUCCAAGUACUAUGAAUCGAUUGAAAGGAGAGAAUAGUGUUGUGACUGAAAGCUAUCAACCACAGAACACGAGAAGCAAGAGGAAAGCUGUGAGAACCAAUGUCUGACUACAAAACUUAUCUGCUUUGGAAAGUGCUUGAAAUCAGAAGAAACUUUAGAAUCUUGUGGACUGAAGCAUGGGAUGACUGUGUAUAUUCUGCCCAAGCAGCAUCCAGAUCCCGAAAAAUCACAUGAAGAGCUGAGUCAAAAGGAGAUAAGAAGUAGAGUUAGCACUCUGAAGUCAGCACUGGGGAAUUUGGUACUGAAAAACAUGCUGCGCCAACUGAGUAAGCCAGAAGUGAUUGAAAACAUUGUUGUUACUAAUCCUGGACUGGCAGAUGAUCCUGUAGCAAUUGCAAUAUUGCAAGAUCCAGACAUGUUGGUACAACUAUCAUUUCCAGAUAAUAUUAAAAAACUAGUUGAGAAUCACCCAUCUCUCCCUGAAGCUGUUGCUCAAGUUGCUGCAGCUUUUCAAGAAGACAAUGCUUCUGGUCAGAUGGCCAUGGAUACCUUACAGUCAGCUGUGUCAUAUUCUUUGGAUGCUUUGAGUGAUGAUGAAGAUAUGGAGAAUGACCAUGAUAGAUUUAAUGAGGCUGCAAAUUUCCUCACUGGACGAGGAUUGUCUGGACUUGGACAGGUGCCUAUAACCUCAAAUGACCUUGCUAGUGCCUUAGCUACAUUAGCAAGUACACCAAGUAGACAAGGUGAUGUAGGAUAUGGAUCUCAGCCUUCUACAUCCACAUCAACACCAAGGCAAGGCACACCAUCAACUUCACAAGGGGUCAUCACACCAGAAAUGUUUAAUCACGCCAUGCAACAGGCACUUGGAGUAGUAAGACAUACAACUAAUAUGGAGUCUCAGUUGCAGCAGCUGAGAGACAUGGGAAUCUCAGAUGAUAGUAUAAGCUUAAGGGCUCUUCAUACUACUGGAGGAGAUGUCCAAGCUGCUCUGGAGCUCAUCUUUGGUGACCUUGGUGAAGGAGGAAGUCAGAAUUCAGUUUAAAGAACUUGGGAAUCGUGGAUCAUAUCGUGGUAACUUUGAAGAAGGAAAACAGACGUGAGCGAUUGGUGAACCAAUUCAUCAUAAUCUUGUAACAUUUUAUUUAUGUUUUCCUAUUUGAAACUAUUGUUUUAUAGAGAACAAUAAAAUGAAAACACUUCUUUAUUUUGCUUUUGUAUGAUGGUAGUAAUUCAUUGUUCAUAUUCUUUUUUUUUUUUUUCAAUUAGCAGCUAAAAAAUUUAAUUCCCAAGAAAUAACCAUACGAAAUUUUGCUUCUCAGUUUUCUGGUAUCUUUUAAUAUAAACAAUCAAGUAAUUAAGUUAUGAGAAUGACUACAAAAAGUUAAAACAUUUAUUUAAUAGUAAGACAAAAAAUAACACUGAUGCUGGAGAAUUAUUUUUUGCUUUUUGUUUUUCAUGAUUAAUAGUGACUGACAACAAUGUAUUCAAUGUUUUGUAUUUUGUUAAGAUUUUUAAAGUAAGAAAAAUAAAUUGAUCAAAAGAAAAAACUGCUUAAAGAAAACAAAUACCCAUUAAGGUAUGACAGACAUCAUUGAUUAAUGUCAUUAUUCGCCUUUUUCAUUAAUUAUUUCACAUCAAGAGUAUACUACUAGAGUUUUUGUCAGAGAUAAAUGCACACUGAAAUCUAAAUUGAUGAACUUGUAUUGAUAUAUGUAUGUAUGUAUGCUGCUAUUGUUUGGGAAGAUGGUGAUGAAUAGCAUAAAGUUUUCACAAUUUCCUUAUUUUUCAGUAAUUUCUGAAAUACGAAUAUCUAUUCAUGAGCUUAAUUUGAUGAACACAGAAUGUAGAAGUCAGUUUACUGUGGUGUUUAUGAAUUAAAAUGUCUUAUGUUAUCCUCAAUUAACUAUCCCCAAACAACAUUAAGUCAUGCUCGAUUCAGAAAAAGUAAGCACUUUAUGUUUAGUAUUUCAUUCAUGAAAUUGAAAGUAGUGUUACCAACACAUCUUAGGUUUAAAAUCGAAUAUUAUCUCAAAAUACCUUGAAAGAGAGAUACUUACCUGAUAAAUUUUGUUUAUAAUCUGUCUGAUAGUUUUGUGAUAGAUAUCACAAGUUUUGCACGUGUUUCUGUUUUUGUACAAAUUUUUUAAUUUGACUGUUGUAACAUUUUGUGUUUUGCCCUUCCUUCAUAAUGAAAUCCUUGUAUAUUUAAAAUUUUGUAGUUAUUAAGCCACCAAGUCUGAGAUUAACUUUCAAAAUAUGUGAAGUACCUUUGCAAAUAAAAUAAAUCUUGGAAAUGAAUGUGGAAUCUAUGGCGGAAAACAUGUAUCUUAAUUUUAUUUUUCAAAAACAUUACUAUUUCCUUAGCUAAUAUUAAAAUACCAUGAAAUUUGAGACCUUAUAAUAAAAAAUAUUAUCUCUGGAACUGUUUAGUAUGAAUUAAGGUUAUAUGAUGAACAAACAGAAGUGAAACGAGUAGCGGUUGCCUAAAUUAGUAUUGCUUAUAGAGAGGUUCUCGGAGGAUUGAAGACGAAACACUGAAGGCUUUUGAAAUAUUGUCCUUCCUACCUUCGUUGUUUCACCUUUAUUUGCUCAUCGUGAAUACUCUAUUUAACUCGUCUAUAAAAGAAACUUUUGUGGUGUUGAUGUUAUACCAUGUAGUUUAUUAUAAGUUAGUAAGCUUUGUGUUGUAUGUCCCAAGGAACUAAAUAAAUUUUAUUUAAUACAA
Limulus polyphemus (Atlantic horseshoe crab) is the source of this 2912-nucleotide messenger RNA. RefSeq names its product ubiquitin-like protein 7. Gene Ontology annotation, biological process: ubiquitin-dependent protein catabolic process. Gene Ontology annotation, molecular function: polyubiquitin modification-dependent protein binding. The record is from RefSeq and is a predicted model, not a curated record. The coding region runs from base 369 to 1229 and encodes 286 amino acids. Gene Ontology annotation, cellular component: cytosol. Lineage: Eukaryota; Metazoa; Arthropoda; Merostomata; Xiphosura; Limulidae. The transcript is spliced from 8 exons.